Messenger RNA from Cotesia congregata, 2685 nucleotides. NCBI's taxonomy places the organism in Eukaryota, Metazoa, Arthropoda, Insecta, Hymenoptera, Braconidae. The record is from the annotation of a GenBank genome assembly.
AUGGAUAAAAAAUUAAGUAGUGUUCGGAAAGCUGUAUAUAAACGGGAUGAAAAAAAAGUUAAAUCUUUUUUAUCAGUUUUCCAAGUUAGAAAAGGUUUAACUACAGCACAGAGUUAUUUUCCGUCGCAGAAUAUCGAUGAAAGGGAAAAUAUACUCAUGGAUAUUGACAACUCAAUCAAUGUUGAUGAAAAUGCUGUUGAAAAUGAAGUUGCUCCCGGUGGCAGUGAUAUAGACAGCUACGUUGUCGUAGACGGUAACUACGUUGAGGAUGACGUUGAAAAUGAUAAUUUUAAUGAAAAUGAAGAUGAUAACGACAAUUAUUAUGAUGUUUAUGAUGAUGAUGAUGAUGAUGAUGAUGAUGAUGAAGAUGAUGAUGAUGAUGAUGAAGAUGAUGAUGAUGAUGAAGAUGAAGAUGAUGACGAUAAUUAUUAUGAUGUUUAUGAUGAUGAUGAUGAUGAUGAUGAUGAUGAAGAUGAUGAUGAAGAUGGCGGUGGAGGCGCUGACGGAGGCAAUAGUGACGUUCCAUUAAUAGCUAAGCGUAAUAUUACUGUUAAAGAUCACAUACUCUCAACAAUCUCUAUGACAGUACGACAUCAUCUAACAUACGAGGCUAUUAUCGACAAUUUAAAAUGGUUAAAAUCUCUAUAUCACCACAAUUCCAUACCCACGACUGAAGACCAACUCUGGAAAUGUCUCGCUCGCAAUGAUGGUUUAUUAAAGUACCAUUAUUAUUGUAAACAAUGCUUUGAUUAUUUUGGUUUGAAACAAGCAGGGCAGUUAGAAAAACAAUGCAACUGUACAGCUUGUGGUCCUGAUGAUGAAGUCGAAGCAAAUUUGACUUAUUUUAUAUACAUAAAUCUGACUGAACAAAUAAAGGAAUUACUAUCCUUGCCAAACAUUUCUGAAGCACUAAAAUAUAGGUUUCGACGAUCGAAAAAAAAUGAUCAAGGUAUUGAAGAUAUUUAUGACGGAGAGAUGUAUAAAAAUCUAAGUAGACCUGGAAAUUUCUUGGAGCAUUGGUAUAACUUGUCAUUUACAAUAAACACUGACAGAUGUAAGGUUUCAAAUUCUUCAAAUUCCAGUGCUUGGUCACUCUAUGUCGAGAUUAAUGAGUUACCACCUCAAAUUCGAAAACAACAUGUGCUUUUGGCAGCAAUUUUCGUUGAUGAGGAACACCCGAUAAUGAAUAAUUUUCUCAGACCAUUUACCAGCGAAAUGAGAACACUUUUUACAACAGGUAUAGAAUGGAAUCCUCCUAAUGAAGCAAAAGUCACAUCGCGGUUUAUUGUAACUACAUGCAGCUUAGAUACUCCAGCUCGAGCAGCUGUAGCAUGUAUGAAACAAUUUAACGGAAAGUUCGGAUGUUUAUAUUGCUAUGCCAAGGGAAAAAGCCUAGGCCAGCGUAAAUUUGUAUAUCCUUUAUCUCAAUGUUACAAGCGGGAACGAACAGACCCCGAGUUUCGUGUAGAUAUGGCUAAAGCUUUCGAUAAUAGAAAAAUAGUACAUGGCGUAAAAAAUAUUUCUGCAUUAGUGGCGUUGCCGCUUUUUGAUAUUAAUAAGGGUGUUGUUGAAGCUAUGCACGCUGUAUACCAAGGUGUAGUUAGGCAGCAUACAAAAAUACUGUUAACGCAUACCGGAACUCAAUUUUAUAUUGGAAGUCCACAACAAAAAGCAAAUAUAGAUAAAUAUUUACUGAAGAUAAAACCUCCGUCUUGUCGUUCUCGAAAACCGCGAUCUAUUUCAACGUAUCAACAGUGGAAAGCUUCAGAAUGGCGAAACUGGCUUGAUUACGGACCUGUAUGUUUAGAAGAAGUAUUACCAAGAAAAUAUGUCAACCACCUAGCGAUGUUAUCAGAGGCAAUUCACUAUUUAAAUAGUGACUGUAUAACAUUAGAAAAUUUAAAUCGUUGCGAAACAUUGUUAAAGGAAUAUGUAAGACUUUUUCAAAAAUAUUUUGGUCUCAGAAAUAUGAGUUCAAAUAUUCACCUUUUGACACAUUUAGUAGCAGUUGUAAGAAAUUGGGGUCCAAUAUGGCUCCACGAAGCAUUUAUUUUCAAGUCCUGGAACCGUAGAAUAAUGGUUAACAUCAGUAGCCCUCAUGCCCGGACUAAUCAAAUAGCAACACGAUUUUUGCUUCAUAGAUUUCUUACAACUUCUUUGUAUGAUUCAACUGUAUCUGAAUGUACUAAAAAAUUUGUCGCAAAACAAUUAAAAACAUCAAUUAUGAACAAUAACAUCGAAACGAAAAAUUGUGUAAUAGGUUUGGGAAAAUCUUCAUCACGUGCACCAUUGGAAAACGAGCGUGUAGUAUUAAUGAGUGAGGGUUAUGAGCCUACAAACAUAAAAUGUUACAAAAGAAUGCGAUUAAAUGGUAUGAAGUACGAGUGUCAGAGCAAUAAAGAUAAUAAAUUUUGUAACGCAAUAGUUUUCGUAGGUAAUGAUAUAUUUGGCAUUAUAACUGAAAUAAUAAAAUUUGAUCACAACAAUGAAGAAAUCAGGGGUAUACUGAUUCAACGAAUGCAACAACGAAAUCUUGCCUUUAAUACUCAGUAUAUAAAUCGAGUGACAGUGUGUAAUGAUUUACUAUUUAUCAAAGAAUCUGAAUUUAUAAGACCGGCAGUUAAAAUGUGUGGAUUAAAUAAAAUGUAUAUUGUUAAGCAACCAAACUGUUGGGAAACAGAUUAA